UUGCUGCCAGGAAGAACAAAAGAUUAACGAUCAAGUUAAUUGUUGUUUAAGUUUAGUUAAAUCGUGCUGGUUAAGUUAAAUAUUUCAAAGUGUCUUACCUCGCGCGCAUCAUAUUGUUGUGUGUAACAUAUUGCUUUAAAAUCUCUUCUUGAUAUUUCGGAUGUACUUCUAAUCGAUCAGUUUCUUUCUCCACGCAUCUUCGAACUUGAUAAAAUCGCAGUUUCAACCGAAGGAAGAUUAUUUUUAUUUUUAUGUUUAACGCAGGUGUGGAAAAUAAUUUAUCGUACAUCGAGUGCUGUUAAAUUCACAAUAAGAUAAUUAUCUUAAGAAGUGUUACUAUUUUUGGACAAAGCGAUUCACGUGUGAUAAAUUUAAUUAUCUCUGUGGGAGAGAACUCACAUACACAUGCGCAAGACACUUAAGUGCCGAGUAGAGAAGGAUUAAUAAAGAACGGUUUGUACGAACGAGACAAUUUAACGAGAUAAUUUAACAAGCGUCGCGUCAGAAAAUACAAGAGCGGGCGUUAAAUUAGCCGUCUACGAUACAGAAUCAUGGGCAUGAACAAUGUAGGACCGGUGAUCAGGAUGUCUUCGUCUGGUACGCACGGCGCAGGCGGAGUCGGCUGUUGCUGCUUCAGGUGCUGCACAUGCAUACACGUGCAGUUCUUCAAAUCAUCGCCGGGGAUCGUGAAAAUUUGCGAAACGGUAAUCAGCGGAUUAAUACAAAGUUUGCUGGUCAAUUAUGGCCUGAGGUAUAGUUCAACUAUUGGCUCGGCUUUUGAGGGAUCAUUGACCACUGCGUCGUCCUGUUUCCUGACUUCCGCUCUGUUGCUUGCCUGUUAUGCGAUUUCUGAGAAGACCUAUCGAAUGAUUCGUUCGUCACUUUUUCUGUCCAUCGUGUUUUCUUUCCAGGAGAUGAUGUUCAACUCUGUAGCCUGCUUCCUGUAUUUAAGUUCAGCAUCCUACUUGGCCUUUGCUACAAAAGUAUUUCUAAUGGCCGAGUAUUACGUGAAACCCGGCUUCGACGUUUAUCCUGCCAUGACAGCCGCUUACAUGCUGAGCGGUGCAGUCGGAGUAUUACACGGUGCAGACGCGUAUAUGUGCUACACAUAUUACAAAACCGGGAGAUAAAUCGCGGUAAUACGGACAUGAUUAUAUAAUUUUACGACAGGAAGUGGUAAUUGCGCAAAUGCCUGCGCGUAAAAUUUCUAUUUUGACAAAUAACGUUUAAGGUGUUGCAAAAUAUGAACAUCAGUGAGACGUUCGCGAAUUUAUUCCAUCAAUAUCGACGAAUUAUCAAUUUCUACGAAAGUUUCAAUGAUACGCAGCAAUAAAGAACUUUUUGAUUACGUCAAUGAGACUGGGAAGAAAUGGGACGAUAAGGAAUCGGGAUACGUAAUGAUACACGCGUUGGUGGGACUUUCCGUAUGCAUAUUGAACUAUUAUAAAACCUGUGGUAAACAUA
Molecule: messenger RNA, 1464 nt
Organism: Dinoponera quadriceps
Lineage: Eukaryota; Metazoa; Arthropoda; Insecta; Hymenoptera; Formicidae
Gene: sing
Exons: 4
Coding region: 552-1130 (192 amino acids)
Cellular component (GO): membrane
Source: RefSeq, a predicted model, not a curated record